This is a messenger RNA of Aspergillus vadensis CBS 113365, 1150 nucleotides long. RefSeq names its product uS17 family ribosomal protein. Lineage: Eukaryota; Fungi; Ascomycota; Eurotiomycetes; Eurotiales; Aspergillaceae. The record is from RefSeq and is a predicted model, not a curated record. Gene Ontology annotation, molecular function: structural constituent of ribosome. Gene Ontology annotation, biological process: translation. The transcript has a single exon. Gene Ontology annotation, cellular component: ribosome. The coding region runs from base 256 to 939 and encodes 227 amino acids.
ACAGCAAGCCUCGCAGCAAGCCCCAUCGUGCUCAACAGGGUCAAUCGACAAUUAAUUGCUAUCUCGCUGAGCGGAUAGACUCUCAACUUUUCUCGGAGUAUCCCGAAGGCCGAUAAUUCCUGUCGUACCCCGUGCCCGGCACCGCCGCAACGUCUACAAAAACUCCCGUCCAAGCGGAUUGACCUGGCCGUGCUUCCUCCCCAGCACCAUCUCUACAACAAAAGGAGCAUUCGGUCCUUCAUACACACCACCACAAUGCGUCCCGCCAAUUUCCUCCGGGCUCUUCAGCCCCUGCGCUCCUCCAUGAUGCGCUCCACCACCACCACUUCCUCCACAACAGCGCCCUCUCUAUACCAGACCACCCUGCGCUCCCUCACGACCACCGUCCCCCGACUCAACGAGCAACAGCAACAACAACCACAACAACAAGAAGCCGACCUAUCUUCUUCCACUACUACUACCACCACCGCCGUUCCCCCCUCCCUCCGCAGCUACCCCUACAAGACCAAGACCGGCACCGUCGUCUCCGUCGGCCGCAUGGACCGCACCGUCCGCGUCAGCCACCGCCACACCAUCUGGGACGCACACAUCCAGAAGCCCUACCCCAAGAUAACGAACUACCUGGUGUCGGACCCGCGGAACUCGCUGCGCGAGGGCGACGUCAUUGAGUUCUCGUCCGGCUACCCGAAGAGCCGGAAUGUGCGCCACGUUGUGGAGAGAAUCAUUGCGCCGUUUGGAUCUGCCAUUGAGGAUAGACCCGCAGUUUUGACUCGUGAGGAGAGGGAUGCUGAGCGUGCGGCUAAGAGGGCUGCUAAGUGGGAGCGUAGAGAGGCGAGGAGGGCCGAGGCUGGUGUGUCUGAGAGUGAGGGGAAGGGUGGGGAGCAUGUUGGGAGGAUUAGGAGGUUGGUGCUUGAGAGGACUGGGGGAUUUGAGGUUUAGGUUGUGUUUUGAUUGAGUGAGUGGGUUUGAUUGAGGAUUGGAGAAUGAGGAGGGUAGAGAUGAGAGGCUAGAUAGAUGGAUGGGUUGGUCUGGUUGUUGUGGGGUUGGUUUCCUUUUAUCUCUUAUCUGUUCGAAUAUGUUGUAUGUAAACAUUGUGUGUCUGUAUAUUACUAGCUAUUUACUUCUUCAUGGCAUAUUGUGCUUUUGGCUU